This is a messenger RNA of Metarhizium brunneum ARSEF 3297, 186 nucleotides long. RefSeq lists its product as uncharacterized. The record is from RefSeq and is a predicted model, not a curated record. Lineage: Eukaryota; Fungi; Ascomycota; Sordariomycetes; Hypocreales; Clavicipitaceae.
AUGUCGCUUAGCGGCUUUGUUCUGGCUGCCCCGAUUCGGAGUACCGGAGUUCCUGGUAAUGACCGCAAUAACAGAACUCCUCCCACAAACGGGCCUGAUGGAGUCAUUCCCGGCAGCAACGGCAAAAAAGUUAUUCCCAUUACUCCGGAUACAAUCAUUUUCCCCGUAGAUGAUUUCAAAGUAUAA